Theobroma umbraticum is the source of this 841-nucleotide messenger RNA. Its product is annotated as small ribosomal subunit protein uS17. NCBI's taxonomy places the organism in Eukaryota, Viridiplantae, Streptophyta, Magnoliopsida, Malvales, Malvaceae. Gene Ontology annotation, molecular function: structural constituent of ribosome. Gene Ontology annotation, biological process: translation. Gene Ontology annotation, cellular component: cytosolic small ribosomal subunit; ribosome. The record is from RefSeq and is a predicted model, not a curated record.
AGAAGCGAACUUAUUAGCCAGGGUUAGGGUUUCUCAUAGCAAAGCUCUCUCAUUUUUGUUUCCCUUUGCCCGCAGCCGCGACACACACCCUCCAGAGAGCUCAUCAACCAUGGCAGAACAGACCGAGAAGGCAUUUUUGAAGCAACCCAAAGUGUUUUUAUGCUCGAAGAAAUCUGGGAAAGGGAAGAGACCAGGAAAGGGAGGGAACCGCUUCUGGAAGAGCAUUGGUUUGAGCUUCAAGACUCCUCGUGAAGCUAUUGAAGGAACCUACAUUGAUAAGAAAUGCCCAUUCACUGGCACUGUUUCCAUCAGGGGUCGUAUCUUAGCUGGUACUUGUCAUAGUGCCAAGAUGAUGAGGACAAUCAUUGUUCGGCGGAAUUACCUUCAUUAUAUCAAGAAAUACCAAAGGUAUGAGAAGAGGCAUUCAAACAUUCCUGCACAUAUUUCUCCAUGCUUCCGUGUGAAGGAAGGGGAUCAUGUCAUUAUUGGGCAAUGCAGGCCAUUGUCAAAGACUGUGAGGUUCAAUGUUUUGAAAGUGAUUCCUGCUGGAUCUUCUGGUGGUGGGAAGAAAGCUUUCACUGGAAUAUAAGGUGUGAGUGUGUUCUGUGGUAUCUUUGGUGUAGGAAUCUAUGGAGAAGAUAUUAAGAAGUUGUUGAACUGCCUCUAGAUUUGAAGGACUUUGACUCUUAGAUGUUUUUUGUUAUUGUUUUUCUUUCCUUUCACUUUUAUGUUUGGAUUUUGUUAAAUUACGACAUUUAGAAUUUUGAAGAUAUCCUUUAUUAUAUAUGGUUCUCAAAUAGGCCUGGAAUUUUUGUUGCAUUAGUAUGAGCAUGCUUUCCAA